GCUGCUAUGAGCAUCCAAGUUGGAAAGGAAACUGAGGCAAGGGAGCUACUCAUACAAAAGAAGAAGUUGAUGCAGGCCUUAAAGAAAUCAAAGAAUCGCAUUGAGGUUCUUGAUAAACUUUCAUCAAAGAUUAAUGAGAUGUGUGAAAAUGGGGAGAAUAGAAGUGAGAGGACGUGUAAAGUGAAGCACUAGAAGACCAGUGCAACAAAACCAAAGGCUAAUCCUGUAUCAUAUAGUUUUUGCUUGCUGAGGUGCCAACCUGCUUCCAGUAAUUAGUAGAAGUGGCAACUGAUCAUGAUCCGUAUGGUGUUUAUGGUCUCUAAAGGGCAGACCAAGACAGUUCCAUUAUCUGGAGUGAUCCAAAUAGGUAAAAAAUCAUUGGAGUAUGUGAAGCAGUCUGAGGUUCUUAAGUUGCUAUUGGCCAUCCUGGCAGAAUACGAUUGCGUCAUCAACCAACUUGAUCAUAUGAACUGCCCCGAUUACACAUUCUAUUGCAAGCCCUGAAAAUAAGAUCUCCCUCCGGCCCUGCAGCAAAAGGUGACAAAGGUCGGUGAAGAGGAAGAGAGAAGUUGGUAUUAAGUGAAUCACCUUGCCUUGAUUCCUUCUUGCAUCUAUACCACCAUCCAGAAAAUCCAUGCAUGAAAAUUGUCGAUUUGUUUGAACAAAGAAGAGAAACAAUCUGACUCGUUUAGCUCCAAAUUUGGGAGAAACUGCAGUAUUGUGCCUGAGCCAAAUGCCUUUUUAUAAGUUCAGCUUCAGAAAGGUACGGGUUUACGCUCGAGAUUCUCUUGUAAGGGGUUAGAUUAUGCGUUGUCAUGAAAUAAUCUCCAUCCCAUCUGUGCUUAACAAAGUCAUGUUUGUAAUAGAGGAUUUUGUUAAUAUGUUCUCAACCUCUUAUUUUUGUUUUUUUUUCUUACAACAUAUUGCUUUAGAUUGCCAUCAUUUAUUUUUCGAUUAAAAGAUUUGGACAGAAAUAUAUGCUAGACAGUAGAUGGCCAUUUUUCAUGGUACAUUGGAGAUUAUCUUUGAAUGCUUAAAUUCAACAUCUGGAUAUUGUAAAGAAUUCCAUAUAUAUUCAUAAAAGCCAGGAGAAAUAGCAGUCAUUGUAUGAUUGUAUCAGGUCAGUUGGAUGAAUGCAGAUCGAGUGUUAUGUGGUUCUGUAAUACAAGCCACAGCCUAAGAUACAAAAUUACUUACAAAGAUCAGGUGCUAUAGUAACCUUUUUAUGAAUGUGUUUUUUACAUUAAUCACUUUACUAAAUUCAGCAUGAACUUAUACGUAGAGCUAAACAAAAAAGAAAAAAGAAGAGACUAUUCUGGCACUCUAAAUCAAUCAAAUAUUGACGCUCACCACCAUGUAAGCCUUUUUGUAUCUAGAUUUCAGUCCUGUGCUUACACCUUUUUUAAUAUAGAUUUGGAUACGAUGUACGUGUGUUUUUAUUUAUUUAUUAAUCUUUUUAGUGUUCAGUAUAGCAGCUGACAACUCCAGUGAGCUGAAUUAGGUACUUUUUUGCACCAGUUUUGGUAGUUAAUUGAUGCUGGCAAAUACAUGCAUAAUUGUUUUUUCACUGAGUUGAAUUUAGAAGUAUAAGUUCAAGCUCAACCUACAUUUGCUGGAGCUACAUCCAAUGAUGAGAAUUCACAUUUGGAUUCUCCUAAUGGUUUUGGCGGAAGCUUCUGAUAUCUUUGAACCUUAGCACCACAUUAGAAACUUCAAGGUAAGUAAGAUGAGUAUUAUUACAAGUCAUUCAGCGAUAGAUGUAGUUGGUUGUUCACAGCUGGGUAUCGACAGGGACAUUUCCCGUAUGGCGGCAAACGGCAUGAGAAAGGUGUUGCCAUCUUUCUCGAGCCGUCAGACAAAGCAAAUUGAUGCAUCAUAUGGUUGUUCAUUGUUUUAACAAGUUAAUGUCCAACAUAUUAACCCUAUUUGGGAGGAUAAUAGAAAUGACAGCAAAGACAAAAGGAGGACCAGAGUCGUCAAACAAACGCUGCUGCCACUUCGAAGCGCGCAGUCGCGGCGAAGCGGAUGUUGCUGUGCCGGUUCACAGUCCCACCUCCACGGCCGCGGCCCCUUGUCUCGAGGCUUAAUCUCGUCCGCCGCUGCUCCUCUCUCCUCCACCGCCAGUGGAUGCUGCCCUCCCCGGCCGCCCCAAUCCACAGCAUCUCCCUCUCCUCGUCCGCAUACUCCAGCGACCUCGCCCCCGUCUUUGGUGGCCCUGCUUCGACCGUCGAGGUCAGGGACUUCGAUGCCCCGUUCUUCUACUUGAUCCGGGACGACCUCUUGCAUCCCCUGGUCAACGGCAACAAGGCGAGAAAGCUCGAUGCCCUCGUCCCGCUCCUCCGACGCCACUCUGCUACCGACCUGGUCACUUGUGGAGGCUGCCAAAGUGCUCAUGCCGCUGCUGUUGCUGUUUGUUGUGCGGAGAGGGGGCUAAGGGCGCACCUGUUGCUGAGAGGAGAGCAGCCGGAGGUGCCCACCGGCUACAAUCUGGUGUCGUUGAUGUAUGGGAGCGUGAGCUACGUCGAGCGCUCCACAUACGCGAGGAGGGAAGAGAUGCUUCUGAAGCACGCCGAGUCGGUUGCAGGUGGUGAGGGGAAUGUCCUCUGGGUGGAUGAUAUUCUGAAGAAUUCUAAUGGUUUGAAUUUGGAGGAGAGUGAUAGUGUGCCUAUGGAUGGCCGUGGAGAUCCUCUUUCGGAGUGUUCAAGUGAAACGAGUUUGAGAAGAGUUGUGAUUGUCAAUGAAGGUGCUUGCAGUGUCGUAGGAUUAUUGGGUAUCAUCCGGCUAGUGAAAUACCUUUCUCAAGCUCACGUAUUUGGAAGAGAUCAGCAAAUUGUUCUAGUCCUAGAUUCGGGUACUGGAACAACAGCUAUUGGUUUAGCUCUGGGGAUCAUAUAUUUUGGGCUUCCAUGGAGAAUAACUGCAGUCACGCUUGCUGAUAGCCGGGACUGGUACAAGGAGCGUGAGAAAUGCCUCAUAUCAAAUUUCAAGAGUAUUUAUGGGUUAGAAACUGUUGAGCAUAAUGAGGGAAUCAUUCACUGGGUUGACCGUCUUCAUCCGAGGAGGUUUGGAAAGGUACUAAAUGGUGAAAUUGAUUUGUGCCGGCGAAUUGCUCAACAAACUGGUGUUCUUUUGGAUCCUAUCUAUACUCUGGCUGCUUGGGAGCAUGCUGUUCUCCUUGCUGAUGCAGAAGCCAAAAGUCAUGCUAAAGUAGUGAUGCUUCACACCGGUGGCACUCUUGGCUUGUUUGGAUUGGCGCAAAGGUAUGUAUCUGACUUCAGAUCUGGGGUACCCACUGUGCAUACCUUGUAGCAAAACAAAUUUCUGUGGUGAUCAGUUUAUCAGGCCAUUGAAGCAUUAUCUCAUAGGCAUACAGUAUGGAGAAGAUAUUGGUAGUUUAUUGCAAUGUUCAUCUCACCUUUGUCACUUGUCCUUUGAAAACAAAGAAAAAAAGAGUUGAUAGAGUGACCUGAAGCAAAAUAUUGGUUUGAUCUAAUUGCAUAA
Messenger RNA from Musa acuminata AAA Group (dessert banana), 3501 nucleotides. RefSeq names its product putative D-cysteine desulfhydrase 2, mitochondrial. Gene Ontology annotation, molecular function: D-cysteine desulfhydrase activity. NCBI's taxonomy places the organism in Eukaryota, Viridiplantae, Streptophyta, Magnoliopsida, Zingiberales, Musaceae. Bases 2026 to 3309 code for a protein of 427 amino acids. The transcript has 10 exons. The record is from RefSeq and is a predicted model, not a curated record.